AUUUCUCUCCUUCACAUAGGACACUAUGUCUCCUAAAAUUGUACUGAUAACAGGUUGUUCAUCUGGCAUUGGGCUGGCUUUGGCUGCUAAACUAGCAAAAGAUAAGCAGAGGAGGUUCAAAGGAAAGAAUCCGCUCCCAAAGUUGGCCAGCCAAGUUGAAAGGAAUAUAUGACCAAGCAUCACCUAUCUUCUAGUGAUUGCCACAAUGAGGAACAUUACCAAGAAAGAAAAUCUGGAAGCAGCCAUAGGGCCAGCACUCAACCAGACUCUAGAGAUCAAACAGCUGGAUGUCUGUGAUGAGAAAUCCAUCCACAACUGCAUUAACACCAUUCCUCAGAGACAUAUUGAUAUCCUCAUCAACAAUGCUGGGCUGGGCUCCAUUGGUCCUAUUGAGUGUCAAUCAAUUGAAGAGAUGAAGGCUAUAAUGGAAACCAACUUCUUUGGUGUAGUAAGGAUGAUUAAAGAGGUCUUGCCAGACAUGAAGAAAAGGAGGAGUGGGCAUAUUGUGGUAAUCAGUAGUGUCCUGGGUUUGCAAGGCAUCAUUUUCAAUGACAUCUAUGCUGCAUCCAAAUUUGCCAUUGAAGGCUUCUGCGAAAGCCUUAUUAUCCAAGCACUCAGAUUUAAUAUAUUUGUCAGCUUGAUAGAGCCUGGUCCAGUGGUGACUGAGUUUGAGAUGAAAAUCUAUGAAGAUGCAGAGAAAACCGACUAUUCCCAGACAGAUCCCGAAACUGCUGAGAUAUUUUCUCAGAUUUAUCUGAAAAAUUCCAAAGCUAUCUUCUCCAGCCUGAGUCAAACACCUGAAGAUAUAGCUGAGCAUGUCCUAAAGGUCAUUUGUAUGGAGAGGCCACCCUUCCGUCAUCAGACUAAUGCCAUGUAUACCCCCAUGAUGGCUCUCAAGCAAGCUGAUCCCACUGGGGCCUUGAUGACUGACUCGUUCUAUACAUUGAUCUUCAGAUACAACAACCUUUUGCGCAUUAGCCUAAGGGCCAUCCAGCUCCUCCGCUGGCAAGCACGCAAAGUGAAACAAGGUGUCCAAUUGCUGGGCUUCAGAUAAAGUCCUUUGUGAUGGUAGCCCAAACCGCAUAGUCAGCAAGACGGUUAGAGUUAGUUGCCUGGAAACUCUUCAAGCAAUUGCUUAAUGUAUUAGCUUUAGACUAUUGAACGUAUACUUUAUGUUUGUUAAACUCUCUUAACUCCCAAUUCUUGUUUUAUGUGCACUGUGGCAUUAUUAAUUGCAAUGUGUAUAUAAUUAUUUGCAAAAAAAAAAAAAAAACAGAGCAAAAGGAUAAAACAAAGAAGCAUCAAUAAGAAUCCCCCAACAGGAAAGCAAUUUACGAACACAGGAAGCAUAGCUGGAAAAAAAUUCACAACUGGGAAUUUGCCAAACUGAUAAAUUCACAUAAAGAUGUCAUACACACAAACAAUCUUAAGGAGAAGGGGGGAGGGAAAGCAUCCAUUUUCAGUAUUUCUGAAAAGAAUGACAUAUUAGGAGAACAAUUAUUAAUAUAACUUGCAAAUGGUAAAUAAAUUUAAUUAAAUCUUCCUGCUUUUAAAAUAAUUUUGCAGUUUUUCUAUAGUAGUAAUUUUACAGAAAUACAGUCUACAUUUUAAAACACUAUUGAUAAAAUAAAAGAGAUAUUUUACUUUUCCAAUAUAUUGCAAUAGUCAACUGAAUGGAUAACCAUAAAAAUUGAAUCAAUUCAUGUUGUUGUACUGUAAAACAAUCUCAGAAUUCACUAUUAAAGACUUCAAGUAA
Molecule: messenger RNA, 1756 nt
Organism: Pantherophis guttatus
Lineage: Eukaryota; Metazoa; Chordata; Lepidosauria; Squamata; Colubridae
Source: RefSeq, a predicted model, not a curated record